UAUGUGUUAUUCAGGUUCCCGUGCGGCUGUCGGGGGUUUCGGUGGUCAGCGAUCUAAGCCCGAAAUAAAACGCACUAUGGGUCGGCCAUUCCUCGCCAGUCAGCUCCCCUAAAUGCGCUGCAAACGCCGAAAAGACUGUUAUCGGGGUUUUAUGGAGCAACCCAACCGAAAUCCGGAGAGUUUGCAGGGUUUUCAUGUGUUUUUGCAGGCACUGGCCAGGGGUGCGGCCUAGCAGAGACCGCGGAUCGGUCGGAGGAUUUACGGCCUUCAGAAAAUCACUAUAACGUUAAGCCUUUUCUUGAUUGAACUUCUAUCCCUGAGAAUAAACAUGGAUGGAAUCCACUUCUGAAAAAGGGGCUGUACCAAGGUGAUGAAGAAGGUCAAGGUCAUUUGCACUUGAUGCUCACAUCCGUGUCAGUUCUCUGUUUAUAGCUACUUCCUUUCCCAUCCGGAGCAGUCCAACAAUCCCUUCCCCCUGAAUUCAUCCAGAAAGCGGUCCAACUACGGCUCAAAGCUGAAUCCAUACACCCGAGCACGUAUGACGGAGGCGUGGCAGCAGCAUGCUGUUGCCCCGCCUCCAGUCGUGCACACCAUCCCACCAGGGGCGGACACACUGGGCUGCACCGUCUACGGCAUCGUCCUCCAGCCGGACGCGGCAUUGCAACAAUCCCAGCAGCAGCAACAACAACAACAACAGCAGCAACAACAGCAGCAGCAUCACAGUCAGCAGCAGCAUCCGGCACAAGCGCAGCAGUCCUCCUUGCAUGUAGGGAGCGAGGGAGGACACAAGUGUGGUGCAUGUGGCCAUGACAUCUCCCAUCUGGCUAAUCCACAUGAGCACCAGUGCAUGGUGAGCCAAGAUCGUUCGUUUCAGUGCACGCAGUGUCUGAAAAUCUUCCACCAAGCCACCGACCUGUUGGAGCACCAGUGUGUGCAGGUGGAGCAGAAACCUUUUGUGUGCGGAGUGUGCAAGAUGGGCUUUUCGCUGCUAACUUCUCUAGCGCAGCAUCACAAUGCCCAUAACAGCGGAAACCCCAUGAAGUGCUCCAUAUGUGAAAAAACGUAUCGACCGGGUUCUGGAAAUGCCACACCAACUUCGUCAACGGCCAACCCAGGGCAACCAUCCAACGAUGAAGCAUCGUCUAGUGGCAGCGCUGCCGUCGGGACAUCAGGCCAGCCUACAUUUGAGCCUUCGCAACCUGACAAGCCGUACAAGUGUUCGGUGUGCUCCAAGGGCUUCCGUCACUUAUCCGAGCUCACACGUCACGAACGCGUCCACACAGGCGAGAAGCCGUUUAAAUGUGAAACAUGCGACAAAAGCUUCAGCCAGUCCUCUCAUCUUGCCCACCACCAGCGUACCCACAGCUCCGAACGACCAUUCAAGUGUGCGGUGUGCGAGAAGAGCUUCAAGCACCGCUCCCACCUAGUCCGUCACAUGUAUGCCCACUCGGGUGAGCACCUUUUUAAGUGCAACCUCUGCGAGUUGCACUUCAAAGAGUCUUCCGAGCUCCUCCACCACCAGUGUCAGCCGCAAGGUGCUCGGCCGUUUCGCUGCGCCACAUGUGGGAAGGGCUUCAAGCGUCCGUCCGACCUGAGACAGCACGAACGCACCCACUCGGAGGAACGCCCGUUCCACUGUGAAGACUGCCAGAUGAGCUUUAAACAACAGUACGCCCUGGUGCGCCACCGACGCACACACAAGGCCUCUGCCGACCGCCCCUUCAAAUGCAACCUGUGCGACAAGGGCUUCCUGCAGCCGUCCCACCUGUUAUACCACCAGCACGUUCAUGGCAUGGACAACCUCUUCAAGUGCGCCUCCUGCGGCAAGGGCUUCAGUCAGUCUGGAGAGUUGCUACGUCACAAAUGUGGUGAGGCCUCCUCGACACCCACAAAUCCAGACAAGCCCUACAAGUGUGACGUGUGCGGAAAGGCUUACAAAAAGGCCACCACGCUCCAGCGCCAUCAGAAUUCCCACUGCACCGAGAAGCCUCUCAAAUGCUCGCUGUGUGACCGACGCUUCCUGUCCUCCUCAGAGUUCGUGCAGCACCGAUGCGACCCAAGCCGUGAGAAGCCCUUGAAGUGUCCUGACUGCGAGAAGCGCUUCAAGUACUCCUCGGAGAUGCAGCGACACAGGCGCGUCCACACCGGAGAGAAGCCCUACAAGUGUGCAAGUUGCGACAAGGGUUUCAAGCAGCGUGAACACCUGGCCAAGCAUCAAAGCGUGCAUGCGAGAGAUGCCCAGUUUAAAUGUGUAUGGUGCGGAGAGCGUUUCGCUGAUCUAGGAGCCCUUCAAGAGCAUACUGUCCAGCACACGGCUGAAGGUGGCGGGUACCCUGUGUCUUCUCUCAUUCAGUAACUUGUGUCCCCGAUUACAUUCACAGAGGUUUUAGGAAUCUCAGCAAACUUUCCCAGUCAAAAAUAAUUUUUACAAGGCCCAGUAACCUCAUAAUACCUCAUUUUGUUCUAAACAUGCAUAUACUCAACAAGUAGUUAUUCCCUUUUUGAUGUCUAGAGGCAUCAUUUAAUUGGGUUUGAUUGGCAAACAAAGAUGAAUCCU
This is a messenger RNA of Rhinichthys klamathensis goyatoka, 2557 nucleotides long. It is a transcript of the gene znf319b, whose product is annotated as zinc finger protein 319b. The record is from RefSeq and is a predicted model, not a curated record. The transcript is spliced from 2 exons. NCBI's taxonomy places the organism in Eukaryota, Metazoa, Chordata, Actinopteri, Cypriniformes, Leuciscidae. The coding region runs from base 539 to 2356 and encodes 605 amino acids.